Messenger RNA from Pseudophryne corroboree (corroboree frog), 2312 nucleotides. RefSeq names its product zinc finger protein OZF-like. The transcript is spliced from 2 exons. Bases 92 to 1399 code for a protein of 435 amino acids. Lineage: Eukaryota; Metazoa; Chordata; Amphibia; Anura; Myobatrachidae. The record is from RefSeq and is a predicted model, not a curated record.
GGCAGAAGAUACAGAGGGAGAAGAAGAGACGUAUGUGACUGAUAUAAAGGCAGAAGAUACAGAGGGAGAAGAAGAGACGUAUGUGACUGAUAUGAAGGCAGAAGAUACAGAGGAAGAAGAAGAGACGUAUGUGACUGAUAUGAAGGCAGAAGAUAUAGAGGGAGAAGAAGAGACGUAUGUGAGGGGUGAUCAGCAGUGUAAGGAGGAGGAGAUCCCUACAGAUAUCAGCACAGCAGAUGGACACACAAGCAGGAAUAUCUCAGAAGGACAUCUAAUGUUAUCCCUGGAUUGUGACAUAAAAGAUAAUGACAGUAGACAGGAUUCUCCAGGAGAUAACCCCAUUACCCCAAUUAUACAUCCAGCUCUAUCAGCUGAUCCCUCUGAUCCUGGGAAAUGUUCUCCUGAUCACUCUGAUAUUGGUGCAUCUGUUACAGCUCUGACAGUAGAUACAGUGUUUCCCUGUUCUAUAGAUGCCAACUAUUUUACACAGAACACAAAGCUUAUAACCCAUCAGCCAGUUAAAGCAGGCGAGAGGCCAUUUCCAUGUUCUGAGUGUGGGAAAUGUUUUACAUACAAAUCAGCUUUUGUUACACAUCAGAGAUAUCACACAGGUGAGAAACCAUUUCCAUGUUCUGAGUGUGGGAAAUGUUUUGCACGGAAAUCAAAUCUUGUUAAACAUCAGAGUAGUCACACAGGUGAGAGGCCAUUUUCUUGCUCUGAGUGCGAGAAAUGUUUUACACGGAAAUCAAAUCUUGUUAAACAUCAGGGUAGUCACACAGGUGAGAGACCAUUUCCAUGUUCUGAGUGUGGGCAAUGUUUUGCACAGAAAUCACAUCUUGUUACACAUCAGAGAAGCCACACAGGUGAGAAGCCUUUUCCAUGUUCUGAGUGUGGAAAAUGUUUUGCACAGAAAUCAAAUCUUGUUACACAUCAGAGAAGUCACACAGGUGAGAAGCAAUUUUCUUGCUCUGAGUGUGGGAAAUGUUUUGGACGCAAAUCAGAUCUUGUUACACAUCAGAGAAGUCACACAGAUAAGAAUCCAUUUCUAUGUUCUGAGUGUGGGGAAUGUUUUGCACACAAAUCAGAUCUUGUUAUACAUCAGAGAAGUCACAGAGGUGAGAAUCCAUAUCUAUGUUCUGAGUGUGGGAAAUGUUUUGCACACAAAUCACAUCUUGUUACACAUCAGAGAAGUCACACAGGUGAGAAGCCAUUUUAUUGCACUGAGUGUGGGAAAUGUUUUACCCAGAAAUCAAGUCUUGUUACACAUCAGAGAAGUCACACAGGUGAGAAGCCAUUUUAUUGCUCUGUGUGUGGGAAAUGUUUUUCCCAGAAAUCAAGUCUUAUUAUACAUCAGAGAAGUCACACAGGUGAGAAGCCAUUUCCAUACUCUGAGAAAUAAAUCAGCUCUUGUUUUACACAACAGACAUCACUUAGGUGAGGAACCAUUUUAAUCUUCUGGAGUAUACUCAUCAUUGCCAUGCGUUUUUCUUCAAGGUUCUUAUCCUAUCUCCUAUGCUUUUUGCAAUAUACAUGCUACCACUGGGUGAAAUAAUCAGAUGUCAUGCCCUCAUCUACCACUGCUAUGCAGAUGACCUGUCUUUUGCUCCAGGUACCCAGUACCAAUCCUAAAUGGUUGUCUAGCUGAGCUCCUGGUGUUGGUGAUGCCAGUUGGCUGUGACUCAGUCCUGGUGAAACAGGUCUUUAUGAUAGAAGCUCACCACCAAAGGACAGGGCUACAGCUCAGCUUUGCAAAGCAACCAGACUUACGCUUGGGGGUUCAGAGUUACAAAUGCUGAUCAUGUGUGGAAUCUUGGUGUCCUGGGUGGUGGAGUGACACUUAUACAUCAGGUAUCGGCCACAAUCAGAUCCUCAUCUGAGUAGCAUAGCCAGACUCCACCACUUAUUUCCCUCAGAAGAUCUACCUACAGUCAUACAUGCACUUGUAUAAUCACACAUAGACUACUUCAAUGUCCUCUAACUGGGUCUCCCAGCAAAAGAAUUGCACCGCUUGUAGCUUGUACAGAAUGCAGCAGCCAGGCUGUUACCUAACCAGCCCGUUCCUGCCACAUCACACCCAUUCUCUACUCCCUUCACCGGCUGCCAGUAAGAUGGGGACUAUUAAUCUUACUGACUCUCCCAGCCCUACAUGACCGGGGUCCAAGGUACCAGAAGCAGCGUCUUCCUCCUUACUGCCCAGCUUGCUUCCAUCUGCAGAUGGACUGUUACCAGCAGUUCCAAGAAUCCUCAAGAAGUUCUGAGAUGUCAGAGUGGAGACAUGUUGGAUGGCACUAUUGCUGUGGUGGGGACUGCCG